UGCUCCUGUAUGGAGUAGGUGGGUAGAGGGCGGGACCGGAGCCGGAUAUGUAUUUAAAUAUGGAACAGGUAAGUCUAAAACACAGAUCCUGGAACAGCGAUUCGCUACCAUUCUCACCCAACCGACCAGGGACAGUGGCUGUGUCCUUUACAUUUGGCAAAUACACCCCAAAGACGGGGAAGCGGAGUCCUCAAACGCUAUCAAGAGGAUGGGGUGAUCAGCUGAUUUGGGCCCAAACCUAUGAAGAAGCACUCUAUUGGGCCAGGUCAAAGAACAAGCCCUUGAUGGUCCUCUUUCACCUGGAGGACUGUCCACACUGCCUGGCACUGAAGAAAGUGUUUGCUGAGGACAAUGAGCUCCAAAAAAUUCUUGACGAAGAUUUUGUUGCACUCAACAUAGUGUAUGAAACCACAGACAAAAAUCUCUCCCCAGAUGGACAGUAUGUUCCCAGAAUCAUUUUUGUUGACCCCUCAAUGACAGUGAGGGCUGAUAUCACUGGUCGCUACGCCAACCGCAUGUAUGCCUAUGAACCAAAUGACAUCAAACUCUUGAUCAGCAACAUGCAGAAGGCCAAGAAACUGCUCAAGUCUGAGCUUUGAGCCUGUUGACAAAACGCACAAUGGCCUCAGCAUCUUGUCAGUGCAGAUAACCUGGAAAAGGAAGUUCUUCUUAUGUCUAAAUCCCAUUAUUUUUCAUUAUUGUUCUUAACCCGAGAGAAUCCAUGGGGUCACAAUUUUAAAAGAGGAUUUGGAUGUCUUGGGGUCUCAAGGCUAAAUGACAC
Molecule: messenger RNA, 781 nt
Organism: Syngnathoides biaculeatus (alligator pipefish)
Lineage: Eukaryota; Metazoa; Chordata; Actinopteri; Syngnathiformes; Syngnathidae
Gene: agr2
Product: anterior gradient 2
Exons: 8
Coding region: 48-599 (183 amino acids)
Cellular component (GO): endoplasmic reticulum
Source: RefSeq, a predicted model, not a curated record